Colletotrichum karsti is the source of this 924-nucleotide messenger RNA. Its product is annotated as glycosyl hydrolase family 61. NCBI's taxonomy places the organism in Eukaryota, Fungi, Ascomycota, Sordariomycetes, Glomerellales, Glomerellaceae. The record is from RefSeq and is a predicted model, not a curated record. The transcript has a single exon. The coding region runs from base 1 to 924 and encodes 307 amino acids.
AUGCACAUCAUUGCCUUUAUUGCCAUCUUAACGCUGAGCAGCGUGGCUUCGGCUCACAGUCGUAUCACCAACUUUGUCAUCAACGGCGCCUCAUACAGUGGCUAUAAUGCAAAGAUCCCGAAUAAUCCCAAGCUUCUCGCAGCUUGGAAAACUACCGUCAGCGAUGACGGCUGGGUCAGCACUGAAAGCUACGGAAAGCCGAACCUCGUGUGCCAUCGCGAUGCAAGUAACCCCAUUGGCUACGUGCCCGUGUCGGCCGGCGAAACGAUUGAUAUACAAUGGCAAGGUUGGCCGGAGUCACACCACGGCCCUGUCUUGACCUACAUGGCAUUCUGUGGUUCGCAAAGGGGAUCCUGCGAGUCUGUCGACAAGACGAAGUUGGACUUCUUCGCCAUCGACAAGGUCGGGCUGAUCGACCCAAGCAAGAAUGCCACCGACUUUGCGACAGCUCGAGGGAUAUGGGCCAGUGAUGUUCUGAUUCAGAAUAAUGCGAGCUGGGUGGUCCAAAUCCCGUCCAAGAUCGCCGCGGGAUACUAUGUUCUCCGGCAUGAGAUCAUUGCCCUCCACUUUGCCAGAUAUCCUGGACAGGGCGCACAGCAUUAUCCGCAGUGCAUCAACAUCCAGGUCACCGGAGGCGGAGUUGACAUUCCGGCCGGAAUUUCGGGAGCAAAAUUGUAUGAAGCAGCCGAAGAAGGUCUGGUGUACGACAUUUCACAAAGCCCGCUUCCGCCGUACAAGAUCCCGGGGCCAACGGUCUACAGUGGAGCCAAGACAUUUGCUGCACAGACAGGAGCAAAGGUGUUAUCGUCUGCCACGGCAAUCCCUGGUGUGCCGGAUGGAGCGAGAGCUGACGGAACGGCGGUUGGGCUUGUUGAAACAAUGGAGACUUUGGCACCGGUGAAGGAUACUGGAGGCUUGUUUUGA